This is a messenger RNA of Carassius auratus (goldfish), 1266 nucleotides long. RefSeq names its product polymeric immunoglobulin receptor-like. Gene Ontology annotation, molecular function: transmembrane signaling receptor activity. Bases 1 to 1266 code for a protein of 421 amino acids. The record is from RefSeq and is a predicted model, not a curated record. Gene Ontology annotation, cellular component: plasma membrane. The transcript has 6 exons. Lineage: Eukaryota; Metazoa; Chordata; Actinopteri; Cypriniformes; Cyprinidae.
AUGAUGGAGGAGUUUAUUUAUGUGGAGUUUGGGACUACAGUUACCCAUAAAUUUGCUUUGUAUAAAGUGAGCGGCUACUCAGGAGGACGUUUGAUGAUCAAGUGUGAACAUCCUCAAUACAAAACCAACCCAAAAUACAUCUGUAAAGAACCAGACGGAUGUUCAGAGAGGAAGAAUCCAGGAGUUCAGGGUGAAUGGAUGGAGAAUGGAGAUGUUUCUUUAUAUGACGACACCAGAGCAGGAGUCUUGAUGGUGUUUUUUAGAGAGCUGAAAGCUGCAGAUGAAGGAACAUACAGGUGUGGAGUGAAAGUAUCUGACUAUACUGAGAGCUUCACUGAGAUACAGCUGAGCGUCAGACACGAUGUAAACUAUCCAAAGCGUGUGACUGAAUCUGUGUAUCUUGGUGGAGAAGUCAACAUCUUCUGUCAGAUCCCAGAGCAACAUAAAGUUCAUUUCUGCAAAGAGGAUGAUAAUCACAUCUGCCAAAGCAUCAGCUCAUCUAAAGUGACAGAAAUGAGUGUUUCAUCAGAGAGAAAUGAAGAGAGAGUUGUUACAGUGAGCAUCAGUAAUGUGAGUGUGAGAGAUGCUGGAGUUUACUGGUGUGGAGCAGAAACCAGAGACACAGAUCUGACUUUCAUCUCCCUGAACACUCAAAUUCAGCUCAACCUCAUCACUAAAGUGGGCGUGUCUAGAGUGAACGGCUCCUCAGGAGGUCGUUUGAUGAUCAAGUGUGAACAUCCUCAAUACAAAACCAACCCAAAAUACAUCUGUAAAGAACCAGACGGAUGUUCAGAGAGGAAGAAUCCAGGAGUUCAGGGUGAAUGGAUGGAGAAUGGAGAUGUUUCUUUAUAUGACGACACCAGAGCAGGAGUCUUGAUGGUGUUUUUUAGAGAGCUGAAAGCUGCAGAUGAAGGAACAUACAGGUGUGGAGUGAAAGUAUCUGACUAUACUGAGAGCUUCACUGAGAUACAGCUGAGCGUCAGAAACGAUUUCUCCAUGAUCAUCAUUAUUAGUGUGUGUGUGAUUCUGCUGCUGAUCGCCGGAUUCACUCUGACUGUGUGCAGAUUAAGACACAAGAGACAAGAUCCUGGGCCAGUUCAAAGUCAUGAUGAAUUACCCACAAUCCCCUCUGAUGAGCUCCUGUACGCUGCUGUCAGUUUCCAGAAGCAUGAAGAGUCUCUCAGUGAAGCUACAAUCAGAUUCAGUGAAGUGGAGGAGAUUCACUCUGAUUACACUGCAGUCAGUCAACACACAAGACUCAAAUAA